UUAUUCUUCAAAUCCUGCAAGGAAUCUUAAAGCUUCCAAGUACCAAGAUACUCAUGAAGAUACCUACCCGCAGAAAUGCUUUUUCUCUUUUCUUCUUCUUCAUUAUUCUUUCCGAAACUAAUUUCUUGGCCAAGACACAAAACACGACAAUCCCAGUUAAUGUGGGUGUCAUUCUUAACGAUGAUACAUGGAAUGGGAAGAUGGGUUUCAGUUGCAUCAACAUGUCCCUUGAAGACUUCUAUGCUUCCAAUAGUCACUACAGAACCAGGGUAGUUCUUAACUCAAGGGACUCCAAAAGUGAUGUUGUUGGAGCAGCUGCUGCAGCCCUAGACCUGAUUAGAACUGUGGAAGUCGAAGCCAUUAUUGGACCACAAAAUUCUAUGGAAGCCAACUUCGUCAUUGAUCUUGGGAAGAAAGCCCAAGUGCCCAUUAUAUCAUUCUCAGCAACAAGUCCUUCUCUUACUUCCCUUCGCAGUCCAUAUUUUUUCAGAGUCGCUCAAAAUGACUCAUCUCAACUAAAAGCUAUAAGUGCAAUUAUCCGAGCCUUUGGCUGGAGAGAAGUUGUGCCAAUCUAUAUAGAUACUGACUAUGGGCAAAGUAUAAUACCUUUCUUGAUUGAUGCCUUGCAAGAUGUUGAUGCUCGUAUCUCCUAUCGAAGUGUCAUUCCUCCAAUGGCCACAGAUGAACAAAUUGAACAAGAACUUUGUAAGUUGAAAACAAUGCAAACUAGAGUCUUCAUAGUGCACAUGCCACCCAAUCUUGGUUCUCAGCUUUUCACCAAUGCAAAAGAGAUAGGAAUGAUGAGUGAAGGCUAUGUUUGGAUCAUGACCAGUGCUAUCACCAAUUCCAUUCACCUGAUAGAAUCUUUAGUACUCCGUGACUCAAUGCAAGGGGUAUUGGGUGUAAAGACUGAUAUUUUAGAAACAUCUGAGCUUGAAAAUUUUACAAUUCGAUGGAAAAGGAAAUUCCAUCAAGACAACCCAACCAUUUUGAAUGUUGAAUUAGAUGUUAUAGGUCUAUGGGCAUAUGAUGCUGCUUCAGCAUUAGCAAGGGCAAUUGAGAAGGCUUGGACUACAAAUUUUGGCUUUGAAAAGACAACUACUUCAAGUAACUCAACUGAUCUUGCAAUCUCUCUAAAUGGUCCCAAACUUAGCAAAGCAUUAUUGAGCACAAGAUUUAAUGGCCUUGCUGGAGAGUUUAGUCUCCAUAAUGAGCAACAACAAUCAUCGAAUUUUCAGAUAAUUAAUGUGAAUGGUAAUGGAGAAAGAGUGAUUGCAUUUUGGACUCCAGAAAAUGGACUCAUAAGGAAAUUGAAUUCUACCAACGAAAGCAUGUAUUCUACUUCCAAGGAAAAUGUAGGACCCAUUAUAUGGCCGGGUGAUUCAUGGUGUGUCCCAAAAGGUUGGGAAAUUCCACCAAACGGGAAGAAGUUGAGAAUAGGAGUUCCUGUGAAGGAUGCUUGUACUGAAUUUGUUAAGGUGACACAUGAUCCUAGCACUAACACAAAACAUGUCACAGGUUAUAGCAUAGACAUCUUCAAAGCUGUAAUGGAAACACUGCCAUAUGCUGUUAGCUACGAGUUCAUUCCCUUUGCAAAGCCUAAUGGGGACAGCGCUGGUACAUAUAAUGAUAUGGUCUAUCAAGUAUAUCUUGGGAAAUUUGAUGCUGUGGUAGGAGAUACAACUAUUAUUGCAAACAGGUCUAACUAUGUCGACUUCACAUUGCCAUACACGGAAUCUGGGGUAACAAUGGUAGUGCCAAUCAAUGACAACAAUAGGAAAAGUGCAUGGGUGUUCUUGAAGCCUUUAACUUGGGACCUUUGGAUGACAAGUGGGUGUUUCUUUGUCUUCAUUGGCUUUGUAGUUUGGGUUCUUGAACAUCGAGUAAAUGAUGAAUUUCGCGGGCCUCCAUUGCAUGAGAUUGGAACAAGCUUGUGGUACUCCUUCUCAACCAUGGUUUUUGCGCAGAGGGAGGCAUUGGUAAGCAACUUUGCUAGGUUUGUGAUGAUCAUAUGGGUUUUUGUGGUGCUCAUUCUCACUCAAAGUUACACAGCAAGUUUGGCAUCACUCUUAACAGUUCAACAGCUUCAACCAACUGUUACUGAUGUCAACCAACUUAUUAAGAGUGGGGUGUAUGUUGGCUACCAUGAAGCUUCUUUUGUUUCGGGAAUCCUAAAAGAAAUGAAUUUUGAUGAAAAUAAGCUGAAGGAAUAUAAAUCUAUAGAAGAAUGUGAUGAACUUUUAUCAAAAGGAAGUGCAAAUGGUGGUAUAGCUGCUGCUUUUGAUAACACCCCUUGCAUGAAGCUUUUUCAACGAAAAUAUUGCUCCAAAUAUACUAUGGUUGGAUCAAUAUAUAAAACUGAUGGGUUUGGCUUUGUCUUUCCAAUAGGUUCCCCUCUAGUAUCUGAUGUUUCAAGAGCAAUCUUAAAUGUAACUGAAGGAGAGAAGAUGAAAGAGAUUGAAAAAAAAUGGCUAGGGGAACAAACCAAUUGUCCAGAUUCUAACACCCAAGAUUCUUCUGGUAGCCUCAGUUUUGCAAGCUUUUCUGGCCUGUUCCUCAUUGCGGGGAUCGCUUCCUUGUCUGCUCUCAUCAUCUCUGUUUCUAUGUUCCUUUACAAGGAGAGACAACAAAUCUUGAUUCGCUUUAAUUCAGAAAGCUCAAUAUGGAGAAGAAUUUAUCAUACCUUAAGAAUCUUUGACAGAAGAGACCUCAGCUCGCAUGCUUUUAGGAAUAGUGCACCUCGAAAUGGCGUAGACAGUGAUCACGUUAUUGGAACAACUGAUGCCUCAACAAACACUAACUGCCCACAAAAUUCAUCAAGAUUUUUAGUCCACACGAACUCCCACUUUUCUUUCUCAGAAGAAUCCGGAAUGCCUACUAGAGAAUCUGGUGAUCCCAAUCCAAAUGGUCAAGCAUUUCAAUUAGCACUAGCUAUUGAGUUAAGUGACCACCCAAAUCAAGAGAGUCCAAAAACUCCAGAAAGAGCUCUUGAAAACUGUUAA
Quercus lobata is the source of this 3002-nucleotide messenger RNA. Its product is annotated as glutamate receptor 2.9-like. Gene Ontology annotation, molecular function: ligand-gated monoatomic ion channel activity. The record is from RefSeq and is a predicted model, not a curated record. NCBI's taxonomy places the organism in Eukaryota, Viridiplantae, Streptophyta, Magnoliopsida, Fagales, Fagaceae. Gene Ontology annotation, cellular component: membrane. Bases 54 to 3002 code for a protein of 982 amino acids. The transcript is spliced from 5 exons.